AUGAAAAUAACGACUAGCCUAUUUUUUGUUUUAAUAUUCCUAAUUAUUACAUCAUUUGGUUCAUUAACUUCCGCGCAGCUUCUUGGAGGUCUACUUGAAUUUCUUCUUAGAAUACUGUUUGGGAAUCGUUUACCACAACCGCAAAUUAAGGAGGUUGUAGAAAUAGUAGACAGAAUAAAAAAUUUAUACAAAAUUGAAUUGAGUGUCCAAGAAAUUACAGCAAAAAUAGAAGAAUUGGAAAAAUUUAAGAAAAAUAUUGAAGGAAGCAAAGAAGUUGGCUUUACAUUAAACCAUUUUUUGCCCAUAGAAGAGCAAAUGUUGCUUCUUGGAGGUGGAAUAUCAGAUAGUGAUAUUCCGGAUACUGACGUCAAUGGGGAAGGGGUUCCUGGUGGAGAGUCUCCUCCAGAUCCUCCAGAAAAAAGCAACAAAAAGGAUGAACAUCCAAGAGCAAAAAGAGCAACUUGCGUUCAGAAAAAUGUGUUUAGUUGUAGUGAAAAGUGGUCCGGUUGCGCUCCAAUUAUUAACCGAGUUCAUCAUCAAGGUCGAUGUGCCAGCUGCUGGGCUAUAGUCCCUUCUACUGUCUAUACAGAUCGUGUUUGUAUUGCAAGGGCAAAAUUGAAACAAUCUACACCCAAUAAUGGCAGCUAUGUAUUUUCGGCGCUUGAUAUUCUUUCUUGUUCCGAUGCUGGUGAUUGUGCUUCAGGCUCUGCUUAUAAAGUUUGGCUAUGGUUGAAAAGUAAGGGAGUGUGCACAGGAGGUGAUAAUGUAAAUAAGGGUGGAUGCAAGCCUUAUCCCUUUACACAAUACGGGAAUGCUGCUUCGCCACAAUGUGAUAGUUCAUGCACUGCACCAUGGAAUACUCAUUAUUUUAAUGAUAAACGACAUAUAUCAAGAUAUGAUGCUUUUGGUGGGAAUGGUAUUACUACACAAAAUAUAAUUAAAGAACUUGAAGCAAAUGGACCUGUUGUAGUUAUACUUAAAGCCUAUUCUGAUUUGUAUGCACAUAAGGGAGGAGUUUAUUAUAAAAGUCAAGAUGCUGUAUUUAGAACAAAUCAUGUCGUUUCAAUAGUUGGGCAUGGAAUUGAAGUAUGUGAUAAUAAAGAAACCCCAUAUUGGAUAAUCAAAAAUUCUUGGGGCACAGAAUUCGCUGAAAGUGGAUUUUUCAAAAUACGUCGUGGAGUCAAUGAAUGUGACAUUGAAAAUACUCAUUUAUCUUACGUUACUCCAAGAGUUUAA
This is a messenger RNA of Meloidogyne enterolobii, 1236 nucleotides long. The record is from the annotation of a GenBank genome assembly. NCBI's taxonomy places the organism in Eukaryota, Metazoa, Nematoda, Chromadorea, Rhabditida, Meloidogynidae.